UUGUGGCCUGUACUGUAUUAAAGGUGCAUCUCUUUCUCCAGAUGAACAGAACCCUCUAAUAGGAGACUAGCGCCAUGGCGAAGUUGACCAUCCUCCUACUUGUCUGUGCCGUCUUGGAGCUCAGCAACACAACGCCCUUAAUGGAGGCCCAACUUCUUCCUCUUGAGCGUUCACUAGAGGCAAACCCGGAGCUCCCUACUUUUGAAAUCUUACAGAAGAUUGACGCCGAACAUGUUCCUCCUAUGGAGGACAUGGGUGUCGAGGGAAACUACUUUGAACAGAACCCACCUAUCUCGCCAUCAGAGGAGCUUGGUGUAGAGCGGUCCAUGUCUCUGGAGGAUGAGCAGGUGAAGACAGAAAGCAGUAGCGUAUGCUCCACAGGCUGGUUCAAACAUGGGCACCGCUGUUUCACAUACAUCCGCACCGAACGGACAUGGGCCGAGUCGGAGCAGUACUGCGUGUUUCAGGGGGCCAACCUGGCAUCCAUCCACAGCACAGAAGAGAACCACUUCAUUCAGGAGAUGAUCCGCAGACAGACACACGACUUCCCAAGAGUCUGGAUCGGCGGACAGGACGCUACCCAGGAGCGCCUUUGGCUGUGGAAUGAUGGGUCCAGGUUCUACUACCACGACUGGAGCAAUGUAGCCUGAUAACGCCAUGGGAAUUGAGAACUGUAUGCAUAUAAACUAUGGAGAAGAAAAACGCUGGAAUGAUUAUGUCUGCAGUAGGACGUUACCUUCUGUAUGUUCCAUGAAACUAUAAGCUCUGACAUCACCUUAAUCAAGAUGUCUAUUUUGUUUAGUUUUCCUAUGUAUUUUCAUGAUGACUAUUAGCAAAUGAGUAAGAUUACUACUUAACACAAAAAAAACGCACUCCAUUAUGUGCAUCAUCGUUUCGAUUUUUAUCUCUGCAUUUGUUAGUUACAGCCACCUUGUUAAGACCAAAAUAAGGGCAGUUUGAUCAUGUUGGUGAAAUGUAAAUAAAGGAUUAGUCCUGUAUAUAUUCAA
This is a messenger RNA of Oncorhynchus kisutch (coho salmon), 1007 nucleotides long. Its product is annotated as ladderlectin-like. The transcript has a single exon. Lineage: Eukaryota; Metazoa; Chordata; Actinopteri; Salmoniformes; Salmonidae. Bases 75 to 650 code for a protein of 191 amino acids. The record is from RefSeq and is a predicted model, not a curated record.